AUGAACAAGGUGUGGAUGAGUAUUGAAGAUAGAUUUAUGUCUAACGAGUAUGCAAUGGGGUUUAGCUAUUUCAUGAAUAUGGCUAAGGAGCAUGCACAAGGGGGCAUUGACAUUAGGUGUCCGUGCUGUAGAUGUCGUAACAUGCUCUUCCAGCCAAUAACCACAGUCGAGGAGCAUUUAUUUAUUAUAGGGAUUGAUCCUUCUUAUAAGGAUUGGAUUUUUCACGGUGAAGAGGAAGUGUUGGAUGUUAAUUCAUCAGAAGAAGGUGAUGAUGCCAGCGGGAAUGAUGCAUAUAUUGAUGAUAUGGAUGAGCUGCUGGAUGACAUUCAUGCUAGAGCUUCUAUGGAUCAGUCCGGAGGUUCGCAAAUACCUGGUAUUGAUGGUGUCACACCUGGUGGUUCUUCAGCAACCUUUUCAGAAUUGUUAGAAGAUGCACGGAGUCCACUUUAUCCAUCAUGCUUGACGUUUUCAAAGCUUUCUUUUAUCGUAAAGUUGCUUCAUAUAAAGACAGUUGGUGGUUGGAGUGUUAAAUCCUUUAACAUGGUCAUCAAGCUCCUGAAAUCUGCAUUUCCUGACGCUCUUCUCCCUGACUCAUACAAUGAUGCAUGCCGAUUGGAACGUGGCCUGGGGUUUAAUUACACAAAGAUAGAUGCUUGUUUGAAUGAUUGUGUCUUAUUUUGGAAGGAACAUUCUGAUAAAGAGAAGUGCCCAAAAUGCAACACUCCAAGAUGGGUGUUAAGUAGUACUAAGCAAAAGAAAAUUCCACACAAAGUGCUCAGACAUUUCCCGUUGGUUCCAAGGCUGCAAAGACUAUUUGUUUCUAAUAAGACUGCCGGGGCAAUGAGAUGGCAUGCUACUAAACGCGUCAACGAUUAUAAUGUGAUGAGGCACCCUGCAGAUUCGAAGGUAUGGAAAGAUUUUGACGUGUAG
Carya illinoinensis is the source of this 930-nucleotide messenger RNA. RefSeq lists its product as uncharacterized. Bases 1 to 930 code for a protein of 309 amino acids. The transcript has a single exon. NCBI's taxonomy places the organism in Eukaryota, Viridiplantae, Streptophyta, Magnoliopsida, Fagales, Juglandaceae. The record is from RefSeq and is a predicted model, not a curated record.